Rhopilema esculentum is the source of this 649-nucleotide messenger RNA. RefSeq names its product cytochrome c oxidase subunit 4 isoform 2, mitochondrial. NCBI's taxonomy places the organism in Eukaryota, Metazoa, Cnidaria, Scyphozoa, Rhizostomeae, Rhizostomatidae. The record is from RefSeq and is a predicted model, not a curated record. Gene Ontology annotation, cellular component: respiratory chain complex IV. Gene Ontology annotation, biological process: mitochondrial electron transport, cytochrome c to oxygen.
CGAAGUGCAUUGUUGGACAGCCUUGGUUCACUUCCAUAUAUUCAAAAUGGCGAGCCUCAGACAACUGUCAAAGCUUCCUGUGAGUCGUUUGGCCACGAGACAUUUUUCCCUUGCCUCUCGUUCAUCGGCAUACAUUCGAGUUGAUCCUACUCCGUACGAAAGGGUAGAGGCAGAUUCAUCCUUGUCUGCACUCCUUGCGAAGGAAAAGGGACCGUGGUCGGCCUUGACUAAAGAGGAAAAACUACAACUCUACAAAGCUCAGUUCCCAGAGACUUUUAAAGAGACUUUGACUGGAGAAGACCACACAAAACCUGUUGUUGGAGGUAUUGCAAUUGGCCUUGCUGCUGCAGUUUUGUUUUUUGCUUUCUUAAAGACUUACAUUGGACCAGAAGCACCAAGAACUGUAAAUCCAGAAUGGAGAGCAGCCAGUAAAGAGAAGAGAAAAUUGUAUAGACAAAACCCAAUCACAUCAGCUGAUCUGUGAGCAUUUCUGACUAUUUGGGAAUUCCAUCAAAGUAUAAUUGUCAGAGACGUUCAUUAGUUGCUUAUGAAUCGAAAUAUGAACACAUGCAUUGUAAUGUUUUAGUUCUUCAAACCGUUGUUCAGUGAAAAUUGAGUUUGAUUUUUGUGUGUCAAAAUGGCUUAGAGA